Messenger RNA from Perca flavescens (yellow perch), 2747 nucleotides. It is a transcript of the gene stam, whose product is annotated as signal transducing adaptor molecule (SH3 domain and ITAM motif) 1. The coding region runs from base 335 to 1879 and encodes 514 amino acids. The record is from RefSeq and is a predicted model, not a curated record. The transcript has 14 exons. NCBI's taxonomy places the organism in Eukaryota, Metazoa, Chordata, Actinopteri, Perciformes, Percidae. Gene Ontology annotation, molecular function: ubiquitin binding; phosphatidylinositol binding. Gene Ontology annotation, cellular component: ESCRT-0 complex. Gene Ontology annotation, biological process: protein transport to vacuole involved in ubiquitin-dependent protein catabolic process via the multivesicular body sorting pathway.
AUCACCUGACGAUGACAUGCUAUUUUUUCAGGGCAAUUUGUACCUUAUGGUUCACUUUCUCUAGUGUACAACCAAGACCGAUUCGUUAACAGCUGUGUGACUGUUAAAUUAUAGUAGUUGACAGCGUUUAUUAAACACCCGACUGUCUGCUUAAUUUACCCAGAAUGCCUCGCUUGUUGGAGUGACUGUGUAGAAUAGCAUCAGCCAGCUAGCUAACUACAUUUGACAUUCAUGAAGUUGUCGCUACUAUGCAUGUUUACUGUAUGAAAUAAGAUAAAAGAGGGAAAGAAAAUAAAAGUGGAAGGCGAUAUCUGUUGUUGUCAUUACACCAGCAAUGCCUCUCUUCACGACCAACCCAUUUGACCAAGAUGUUGAAAAAGCAACCAGUGAGAUGAACACAGCUGAGGACUGGGGCCUCAUUCUGGACAUAUGUGAUAAGAUAGGGCAGUCACGCACUGGGCCUAAAGAAUGUCUCCGUUCUAUAAUGAGAAGAGUGAACCAUAAGGAUCCCCACGUGGCCAUGCAGGCACUGACUCUCCUUGGUGCUUGUGUCUCAAACUGUGGCAAGAUAUUCCACUUGGAGGUGUGCUCCAGAGAGUUUGCCAGUGAAGUCAGCAACGUCUUAAACAAGGGCCACCCCAAAGUGUGUGAGAAGCUGAAAGCCCUGAUGGUGGAGUGGGCAGAGGACUUCCGCAACGAUCCCCAACUCAGUCUGAUCUCAGCUAUGAUCAAGAAUCUACGCGAGCAGGGUGUAACUUUCCCAGCUGUCGGGUCCCAGGCUGCAGAGCAAGCAAAAGCAAGCCCUGCUUUAGUGGCAAAGGAUCCCUCCACCUCAACAAACAAAAAAGAAGAAGAAGACUUGGCCAAAGCUAUUGAGUUGUCAUUAAAGGAGCAACGUCAGCAGCCGCAGACCUCCCUGUCGAGCCUUUACCCAAACACUUCCAGCCUGCUCUCCUCAAACAAGUCCGACGGCAGGAAAGUCCGUGCCAUCUAUGACUUUGAGGCUGCUGAGGACAAUGAGCUCACUUUCAAGUCAGGAGAAAUCAUCACUAUCCUGGACGAUAGUGACCCCAACUGGUGGAAAGGGGAAACAUACCAGGGAGUGGGGUUGUUCCCCUCUAACUUUGUCACAGCUGACCUCACUGCAGAGCCUGAGAUGAUGAAGACAGAGAAGAAGAGCGUACAGUUCAGUGAGGACAUCCAGGUGGAGACCAUAGAGCCCGAACAAGAGCCUGUAUAUAUAGACGAAGACAAAAUGGACCAGCUACUGCAGAUGAUCCAGAGUGCAGAUCCCACAGACAACCAGUCAGACAGCGUCGAGUUACUACAGUUGGAAGGUGCCUGCAAUCAAAUGGGGCCCCUCAUUGACCAGAAGUUGGACGAUAUAGACAGGAAGCACUCCGAGCUGUCAGAUCUGAAUGUGAAGGUGAUGGAAGCUCUGUCUUUGUAUGCCAAGAUAAUGAAUGAAGAUCCAGUUUACGCCAUGUAUGCCAAGCUACAGAGCCAACAGUACUACAUGCAACAACCUGCCAAUGCAGCACAACAGGUCUACGCUGGUCAGCCUGCCUCAGGUUCGUAUACCAUGAGCGGUACUACGGUGCAGGGUUACACUGUUCCCAUGGAGCAGCUUCCAGCUGGAACCCCCAUACCUGGUCAGCCAGCUCCCAGUGACGUUCAUAUGUACAUGGGCCAGCCACCAGUCUACACUGCAGCUCCAGGCAGCAUGGCCCCAGCAGACUUACAGUCCUACCAGCUCCCAGCCCCUGGCCCGUCCCCAGGCAUGACGCAGAUGCCGAACUACAGCACCCCCUCUGGGCCGAGCAUAGCACCUUCCUCAGACCCCUCACAGGCCCCCUACUCAGAGAAAGCCUUGCUAUAGGCCCCCCCCCUGAGCUCACCGUUAUCGCCACGCAUACACGUGAACCAGACCUGAUCAAAUAGUGGUCUUAGAUCAUUUAUUUUAUUAUUUAUGAUUAGUUUUAUCAUAGAACACCAGCUGGAUGAAACAAUUCAAAUAGAGUAGACUAAAUAACUUGACUUUUGGCACACUUUGAGUUGUUUUAUCUGGCAGAUAAAUAUACAGUUACACUUCUCACUCCAGGUUUAGAAGUGAUCACGAGAGUUUGAUUUGAAGAGCUCCCACCAACACAUGGAUAGUAUGAAAAUGGACACACUGUGUUCUUUUAAUUGAUGAUGUUUCUGAAUUUUCACUCUUCUUCUCCAUGCCUUUACAUGACUCAGAUGUGAAGACAUGGAGGAGCUUUUAUUUGCACUUUUAUCUUCCGUUGCACUUAUUUAAGUUUUGGUCAUUUAAGCCUGAUCACUUCCAAAUCUAGAUGUGUAAGCAAUAUAUGCAUUGUCCAUUUUUUAUUUACGAGACCUGACUUAUUGCUCCCUUUUUAUAAUAGGACUUUUGAAAAAUUGUGGUAAUGUUUUAUUUUAUCGUUCCGAACUACAUAAUGUGGUACCAAUUAUAGAGGAAAUGAGACAAAGUUAUUUUAGUUAGGCUUUAGGUAAAUUAAAAAUCAGUUUAGGAAUUUCCUUUUAAUGAAUGAAUAUUUACUUUGCUUUAAAUAGAGCCAUUCAUUUGUCAUUUAUCAUUGGAAACUUUAUUCUUCAUACGGUGUAUAUUUUUGGAUUUUCAGCUGACCUACGGUGUACUGACUUCAGACUUUUUAGGUUGCCCUAGCAAUUAAUUUGAAUUAAUUAACUGGAAGAUAAUUGAACUGCUUAUCUGCAGUAUUUUA